AUGCGCUCGUGGGUACUGUUGGUUUGUGGCAUGAGUGCUUGUGUCGUACUCGCAAGCAGGGAAAAUCGACUGCUAGGUUUGAUCGAGUCGGUUGAUCCUCAUCCAGUCGUUGCGAACAACAUGUUUGCUUCAAAAGUCGUAGAAGAUUCACCAAAUGUCAGAACCAAAGACGAAGAAGCACGGACCUUUCAAGAAACAAUAGAAAAAUACGUCGCUUUGAUAAAGGUGAUCCUAAAUCAAGAGCAUCCCGAAGCUUAUUUCAACAAAGCGAAUUUGGGCGAGAUAAUCAAGUCUCAACGGACAACAUCAACUUUAAUCCCCUGGGUUCGACAUGUGGUAGCGUACAGAUCAGUAUUAGGUCAUGACUACUACACGGAAGAACAAUUUUACGAGCUCUUGAAAAAGUGGACAGAUGAAGAGUUUGUCAUGAAAUUCUGCCAAGACAUUAAAAGAAAUCCAGAAUUUGCUGAAUUUGCUGAAGAAAUGAUGACUUUUUUGUGGCUCAAGUCCAAAAUGAGCCCAGAACAAGUUGGGGACAUUCUUUUAUCUGGUGAGAAAAGUGUUCCCGAUAAAGACGCGCUGCUGAAUAAAGUACUUCAAUACAGUCAUAAGUAUAGGAAUUUGAUGCUUACCAAUGGCGAAGCGUUGGGUAACCUCAACUCAGAGGUGUACAUGUACAGAAUUCUGGGACUGUUGAGAACAAUAAAGAAGGAUGAAGAAUUGAAGGUGUGGCUCGAAUCUGUUCAAGCAGAAGACGGUCUGAAGACCUUUGCGGGAAACCUGGCAGGAGCACUAGAACGUGAUAUUAUGAAUCGGCAGGACCUAAUGUCGUCACAGUCACUGACAGAUCUAGGCAUCAAAAUGGUUUUCACCAAGCUGGAUCUCACACCCACGAGACAGAGCCUCAAUCCAGAAAAGUUUUUCCAGUGGCUUCGAUUUUGCGCUUUGAGCUCGAAAGAGAAGACAGAUCCAGCUGAACUCUCCGGACUCAUCGACACGAUACUGGAGCUGCUAGAAAGCGUGUACCCAAAGAAUAACCUUGCUAGCUUAUUCGAUGACAUUUCCAAUGUCUCGGACAUGAAAACUCUCGCUGAUCAAAUGGAGAAUGCACUUCGACACACGGAGGCCUGA
Molecule: messenger RNA, 1131 nt
Organism: Plasmopara halstedii
Lineage: Eukaryota; Oomycota; Peronosporomycetes; Peronosporales; Peronosporaceae
Product: RxLR-like protein
Exons: 1
Coding region: 1-1131 (376 amino acids)
Source: RefSeq, a predicted model, not a curated record